CUCUGUGAUGUCAAAUACGUACGAAGGAAUAUAUUUACUUAUAUACUCUUUGAAUAUGUUGUAAUAGGUACUACAACUCGAGUUGUUUAGAAAAAUAUAUACGUACUUUUAUAAAUUAAAGAUUAAACAAAAAAAUGACGUUAGUCGAAUAUAUAGCCUCCUUGUCGGCUAACCCUUAUUUUGGUGCCGGUUUCGGCUUGUUUGGUGUUGGAGCCGGAGCGGCAAUUUUACGCAAAGGAUUUCAGACUUCUAUGUUAUUAUUUCGCAGACAUUGCAUGAUAACGCUAGAGGUACCUUGCCGUGAUAAGUCUUACCAGUGGUUGUUACAGUGGAUUACUCAAAAAGGAGCGAGACACACACAACAUCUUAGCGUAGAAACAUCUUUUCUUCAAAAGGAUAGUGGUCAGAUAAAAACUAAAUAUGACUUUAUUCCGAGUGUGGGACAGCAUUUCUUUAGAUAUGGAAAUACAUGGAUAAAAGUGGAUCGUACAAGAGAACAGCAAACUUUAGAUCUUCAUAUGGGAAUUCCUUGGGAAACUGUCACUCUCACUGCUUUUGGAAGGAACAAACAGAUUUACUAUAAUAUUCUUGAAGAAGCAAGAAAUAUGGCACUAAAGCAAAACGAAGGUAUGACGAUAAUGUACACAGCGAUGGGUUCUGAUUGGCGACAAUUUGGACAUCCCCGACGAAGAAGACCUUUAAAAAGCGUAGUACUGCGAGCUGGUCUCGCUGACAAAAUUCUAAAGGACUGUUUAGAUUUUAUAGACAAUCCUCAUUGGUAUACAGAUAGAGGAAUUCCUUAUAGACGAGGCUAUUUGCUAUAUGGACCACCGGGAUGUGGAAAAUCUUCAUUUAUAAUGGCUUUAGCAGGAGAGCUAGAAUAUAAUAUUUGUGUACUAAACUUAUCUGAAAGAGGCCUUACAGAUGAUAGGCUAAAUCAUCUUCUGAGUGUAGCUCCUCAGCAGUCAAUAAUAUUACUUGAAGAUAUUGACGCUGCGUUUGUGUCCCGAGAAGACACGCCAUCACAGAAGGCUGCGUAUGAGGGUCUCAAUCGUGUAACAUUUAGUGGACUAUUGAACUGCUUGGAUGGCGUCGCCUCUACUGAAGCGAGGAUAGUGUUUAUGACUACGAACUAUUUAGAAAGAUUAGAUCCAGCUUUAAUCCGCCCAGGUCGUGUAGACAUGAAAGAGUUUGUUGGAUACUGUGAUCGCGAACAAGUUGAGUUAAUGUUCUUAAGAUUCUAUAAGGAUGCCGAAUACGCCAGAACGUUUGCAAAUAAGGUAAUGGAAAAGCAAAAGAAUGUUAGUCCGGCGCAAAUACAAGGUUACUUUAUGUUUCACAAACAUUCGACACAUACUGAAGUACUUUCCAACAUUGAAGCAAUAUGGACACUUGGAUAAUAUCUGUGAUACAAUGGAAUUAGUUGAAAUUAAUAUAAUUAUUAUAAUUAUUUU
Molecule: messenger RNA, 1454 nt
Organism: Melitaea cinxia (Glanville fritillary)
Lineage: Eukaryota; Metazoa; Arthropoda; Insecta; Lepidoptera; Nymphalidae
Gene: Bcs1
Product: mitochondrial chaperone BCS1
Exons: 7
Coding region: 135-1400 (421 amino acids)
Biological process (GO): protein insertion into mitochondrial inner membrane from matrix; mitochondrial respiratory chain complex III assembly
Cellular component (GO): mitochondrial inner membrane
Molecular function (GO): ATP hydrolysis activity; ATP binding
Source: RefSeq, a predicted model, not a curated record